GGCGGGGCUCGCGGGCCCGGCCCCCCUCGCGGGUCCCGGCGCGGCGAGGGGCGCGGCGCCUUUGUUGCGGCGGAGGCCGGGCGCCGCCCGCGCCGCAGCGGCCUUUUUGUGUGCAGAUGGUGGACGCGGGCGGCCGCGCGGCCGGGGCGGGCCGGCGGAGGAUGGAGGCCGCGGCCGACGGCGCCGUGGACAUCGUGCCCCUGGAGCGCUACGACUCGGCCCGCGCCAAGAUCGCGGCCAACCUGCAGUGGAUCUGCGCCAAGGCCUACGGCAUCGAUGACGUCCCCGAGGACCUCAGGGACCCCUUUUACAUUGACCAGUACGAGCAGGAGCACAUCAAGCCGCCCGUCACCAAGCUCCUGCUGUCCAGUGAGCUGUACUGCCGUGUUUGCAGCCUCAUCCUCAAGGGGGACCAGGUGGCCGCCCUACAGGGACACCAGGCUGUCAUCCAAGCCCUGUCCCGGAAAGGGAUUUACGUGAUGGAGAGUGACGACACCCCCGUGACGGACCCCGACCUCAGCCACGCGCCCAUAAAGAUGAGCGCCCACAUGGCGAUGGUGGACGCCCUCAUGAUGGCCUACACCGUGGAGAUGAUCAGCAUCGAGAAGGUGGUGGCCAGCGUCAAGCGCUUCUCGACAUUCAGCGCCUCGAAGGAGCUUCCGUAUGACCUCGAGGACGCCAUGGUGUUCUGGGUGAACAAGGUAAACCUUAAAAUGAGGGAGAUAACAGAAAAAGAGGUGAAGUUAAAACAGCAGUUGUUGGAAAGCCCAGCUCACCAAAAGUCCCCCUCCAAGUGGUACUGGAAGUUAGUGCCCGUGCGCUAUCGCCGAGAGCACCUGUCCGCCCGGCAGCCGCCCUACUUCCCGUUGUUGGAGGACCUGAUGCGCGACGGCAGUGACGGGGCCGCGCUCUUGGCUGUGGUCCACUACUACUGCCCAGAGCAGAUGAAGCUGGACGACAUAUGCCUGAAGGAGGUCACGUCCAUGGCCGACAGCCUGUACAAUAUCCGGCUUCUGAGAGAGUUCGCCAACGAGUACCUCAACAGAUGCUUCUAUCUCACGCUGGAGGACAUGCUCUAUGCUCCCCUCGUGCUGAAGCCGAACGUUAUGGUUUUCAUCGCCGAGCUCUUCUGGUGGUUUGAGAACGUCAAACCGGAUUUCGUCCAGCCCAGGGAUGUUCAGGAACUGAAGGACGCUAAAACAGUGUCACACCACAAGAGCAGUCGGCCUCCCGUUCCCAUUUCCAACGCCACCAAGCGCAGCUUCCUGGGCAGCCCCGCAGCGGUGAGCCCCGCCGACGCGCAGCUGCCCACGCAGCCGCCAGCUGAGGGCGGCCACAGGCACCGCGUGCACGACGAGCCUGAGCAUCUGGGGAAGGGGGCUUCUGCCUUCAGUCCGUCCCAUCCUUUACUGCCUCUGAGACAGAGACAGCAGAAGGCCGUGCAGGGGGAGGGUCCGCCCGAUCAGAGACACCGGUCCAGUUCUUUAACCCGAGUCGACGCUCAGCCCCGCGGUGCAGCACUAGCGUGGUCGGAAAAAAAGAACAGGCCUGUGUCUCAGCCGGCACCUUUCGCUCUCCAUCACGCCACCAGCUGUGACAUGGACCCCGGCUCCAGUGACAGCGUCAGCCUGGCCCGCUCCAUCAGUAAGGAUAGUCUGGCUUCCAAUGUCAUUCACCUGACGCCGCAGAACCAGCCACAGCCCACGGGGCUGAAGACCGAUGGGAAGAGCCUUCUGAACAAUGUGGAUAUAGAGGAUGAGGAGGCAGAGCUGGUGGCCGUCAUUAGGACGGAUGUGGCGCCCCACUGUGGUGACCGGAGCCUGCCCCCAAGCGCCAGGUCUCCCCAGAGGCUGGCGGAUGCCCUAGAAAGUACGCCUGACAGUUUCUUCCUGGAGCCGUUGAUGCCGGCCGUGCUUCGGCCCGCCAAAGAGAAGCAGGCGAUUGCCAAGGAGGAAGAGUACGGGGAGGGGCGGCCGCGGAGCUUCACGUCCAAGAGGCCCAGCGAGGGCCACCAGCCCCUGGUGCGCAAGAGGGCGCCCAGCAGUCACGGUGUUCGUGACCUGAGUAGGACUUUCACCCCUAUCUCCUGUGCGGAACUCCCUGUGGGCAUGGAGCCCGCGCCCACCGAGCCGGGGCUGCCGGUGGCCGGGGACGCCCGUGGUGGGCUCCUGGGCAGCGGUGGUUUCAAUCUGUUACCUCAGGGGCAGACUGCCGAUGGCUUCUUCCUUCACGUCACCAGAGCCGAUGAGGACCCCGAGGGCAGGUUCUGCGUCAGCUGUGCCCGGAGCCCCGGUGCCCACGAGCCCGAGCCGUGGGCCAUCCUGAGGCAGGACUCAGACUCGGACGUGGCAGACCUGGAGGAAGCGGAGCAGGAUUUCGUGGGCGAGGACCCCCCCGUGGUGACGGCCAGGUGUGUCGGGGAGGAGGAGUCCGCCAAGCUGCAGGAGGACAUGAAGGGGAAGGAGCACGAGGACAAGGAUGAUGCCAGCGGCCGCUCGAGCCCGUGCCUGAGCACGGUGUCUCAGGUCAGCAGCGUCUCCGUGGCCAGCGGCAGCGUGAAGAUGACCAGCUUCGCGGAGCGCAAGCUGCAGAGGCUGAACAGCUGCGAGACCAAGUCGAGCACCAGCAGCUCCCAAAAGACCACGCCCGACGCGUCCGAGAGCUGCCCGGCCCCUCUGACCACGUGGAAGCAGAGGCGGGAGCAGAGCCCGAGCCGGCAGAGCCGGGAGCACGCCAGCCUCCUGGCUUCCGAGCUGGCGCAGCUGCACAUGCAGCUGGAGGAGAAGCGCCGGGCCAUUGAGACGCAGAAGAAGAAGAUGGAGGCCCUGUCGGCCCGGCAGCGGCUCAAGCUGGGCAAGGCCGCCUUCCUGCACGUGGUCAAGAAGGGGAAGGCGGAGGGCGCGCCCCCGCCACGCAAGCCGGACGCCCUGUUGGGAGAGUUCGCCCAGCACAACGGCGAGGCCUUCGACGGCGAGGUCUGUAAGUCGGAGGAGCUGCUCCUGAAGGACGAGGGCCGGGAGGGCGUCCUGGUGUCUCCAGACGUGGACGCGGGCGGCCUGCUUCUCCUGCAGCCGCCCAGAGCAAAGGUCCCUGCCGCGCUGCCCGAGCUGGAGAAGAGCAAGGCGCUGUCCGCCGCCCUGCUGGAGGACGCCGGCGAGGCGCUGGACGUGAGCGAGGGUGACCUGUCCAUCGAGAAGCUGAACGAGACCAUCAGCACGCUGCAGCAGGCCAUCCUGAGGAUCUCGCAGCAGCAGGAGCAGCUGCUCAUGAAGCCCCCCGCGGUCCCGGGCCCGAAGCAGAACGCCCAGGACCAGAAGGUCAGGGCGGCCAUCCACUUCGUGGAGCCGCUCUCUCCACCCGGGACGACAGGUCACCGCAAGCCUCCCCGCCUUGGGCAGGGUCGGAACUCCCGCUCAGGCAGGCCGGCUGAGCUCAAAGUGCCCAAGGACAGACAGCAGACUUCCUCCCGCAGCAAGACCCCCACGCCCAGUAGAGAGACCCUCCCUCACCUGCGGCCUUUCCCCGCUCGGCCCCCCUCCGACCCGGGCUGGGACAGUGUUGCGGAGCCUGGAAACGAGGCUCACGACAGAUGCCUCUUUGACAGCCACAGGCUCCACGAUGAAGACAACCAGCGGACUUUUGUCUUGCCCCCUUCCAAAGACACAAACAUCCUCUCGGAACAGGCGGGCCUCAAAGAAGUUCUGGGUAGCAGUGUGGAGGAGGCGGCGCUCGGCUCCCCGGCUGUGUCCGGGAAAGAGAACGUCCCUGCGGACGAGCCCCCAAGGAGCAAGGCCAGUCUCAUCGAGGUGGACCUCUCGGACCUGAAGGCCCCUGACGAGGAUGGAGAGACGGAGGGUCCCCAGAGCUCGGCGGACCUCGCCAGCGAAGGCGAUCAGAAACCGGGGGUCGGCUUCUUCUUCAAGGACGAGCAGAAGGCGGAGGACGAGCUGGCCAAGAAGCGGGCGGCCUUCCUCCUGAAGCAGCAGCGCAAGGCCGAGGAGGCGCGCGCGAGGAAGCAGCAGCUGGAGGCGGAGGUGGAGCUCCGGAGGGAUGAGGCCCGGCGGAAAGCGGAGGAAGACCGGGUCCGAAAGGAGGAGGAGAAGGCGCGGCGGGAGCUCAUCAAGCAGGAGUACCUGCGCCGGAAGCAGCAGCAGAUCUUAGAGGAGCAGGGGCUGGGCAAGCCCAAAGCCAAGCCCAAGAAGCCGCGGCCCAAGUCCGUCCACCGUGAGGAGUCGUGCAGCGAUGCGGCGACCAAGUGCUCCUCAACCCCCGACCACCUGAGCCGGGCCCAGUCGGGCUCUAGCCUGUCCCUGGCCUCUGCGGCGACCACCGAGCCCGAGAGCGUGCACUCGGGGGGCACGCCUUCCCAGCGAGUCGAGUCCCUGGAGGCCUUGCCUACACUGAGCCGUAACCCCAGCCGGAGCACAGAUAGAGACUGGGAGACGGCGUCUGCAGCGUCCUCUCUCGCGUCCGUGGCCGAGUACACAGGUCCCAAGCUCUUUAAGGAGCCCAGUAGCAAGUCAAACAAACCGAUCAUUCACAACGCUAUCUCUCACUGUUGUCUGGCUGGAAAAGUGAAUGAACCUCACAAGAAUUCAAUAUUAGAGGAGCUGGAGAAGUGCGACGCCAAUCACUACAUCAUCCUGUUCCGGGACGCCGGCUGCCAGUUCCGAGCGCUUUACUGCUACUAUCCCGACACCGAGGAGAUCUACAAGCUGACCGGCACGGGCCCGAAGAGCAUCACCAAGAAAAUGAUCGACAAGCUGUAUAAAUACAGCUCAGACCGAAAACAGUUUAACCUGAUCCCAGCCAAAACCAUGUCCGUUAGCGUGGACGCUCUCACUAUUCAUAACCACUUGUGGCAGCCCAAGCGGCCCGCGGUGCCAAAGAAGACCCAGACUCGUAAAUGACAGCGGCGCCAGCGGACGGGUCCGAAGGGUGUGUGGACAGGAUCGAUAUUUAUUAUUUUCAUCCGUUUGGGUACGAAGUGUGCAUAGUCACAGACCCUUUCCAGAGAGGCUUCCAGCGAAACCACAGAAAACCGUCCCUUGGCUCCCAGCGCACGCACAGGACGCCGGGCGGAGGACGAGGCACCCCGCUGAGUGGCUCAUGGAGGCCGCGGCCACUGUUGGCCAGGGAGGGUCAGACGAGGGGUACGCGUGUCGUGAGGUCUCCAGGCUGUGGAUCCCUUUACUUGAAGUUCUCCUUCGGUGUGAAUGGAAAGUGAUCUUCGCUUUCUCACCUCCUGCCCCCCGCCACGUGACCUCACACCCCUCGUGCUGGAAUCCCAGGAGAUGGCGGGCCGAGGCUCGGUCUCGGGUCGGGGUUUGAAUGUGUUUAGGAAAGGGAUUUGAAUUGGGGGAAUCUUGUUCAUUUGAGAAACUGUAUGAUAUUUAUUGAUUGUGUCUACUGCCAAUGUUCAUAUCCAGUUCUAAGAUUUCUGAAAAAAAUUCUUGUUCUUUGCUGCUCAGACAACGUUUACUGAAAAUACCAGUUCACUAAAAGCACUGAAAAUCUGCAAAGUCUGUCUUCUGCUAGGACGACGUUUACAGACGUGGCGACGCUGCUUGCUGGCACACGAUCGCGCGGUGGCGAGCGGUUCCGCCGGCCGGCGGCUGCCUGACUGCAGAUGCGCAAGCCGAGCAGAUGCCAGCCCGCGCUCGUGGCGUUUUGGGUAGUUCUCUAAUGAUUUGUUCACUUUAAUAAAGACAGAUUUUGGUAACGUAGAAUAUUUUCCACUCUGAGCAUGUUUCUCUCGAGAGCUGAUGCACUUAGGCUGACGGGUCCCGCAGUGGCGUUGCGAUGUCCCGACUUGUCCACCCCGAGUCUGGCUUCUGCAGGGCAGCGCGCCCUGAGAGGACUGUGCGGGGCUCCGUUCAGACUGGCCGUUCUGUGCUGUUGCAUAUUUACAAACAAUGUAAGUGGUUAUUUGCAGUUAUCUUGGAACUCCAAGCAAGCGAGACGGCUUUGGAUUCUGUCCGUGUUGGCGCAGAUGGUCGUCCGCGCCUCUCCCGACCGCAGGCUCCCGGGAGACAGGUGCACCCGGUCCCCUGGCCUUCACGCAGCUGCAGUCCUGCUGAUGCUGUGUGACUGACCAGCUGCUCUGAGCCUUGAUCCGAGCCAAGUGCCGGAACAUUCUGGAGUCGCGCGUGUUAGUUUUGCACAUGUUUUCUUGGGAGUAUUACUUGAAUCUAUCUCGAACUGCGGAAGACCCUUCGGAUCAAUGGGAAAAGUCAGACCCUUGUCCCUGCUCCCUAAUUUGCAGAAGGAUGGAAGGUAAGUGAGUUCUGUACCCGGGGAAGGAGGGAACCGGCUACAGAACACGGGAAGGAACUGUGAGCCUUCUUCCCGCCGCCUCCCGUCGGCGCCCUCCGCCCUCCGAAGACCCCAGGUUCGUACGUCCUGUGUUAGCCGCGGCUCCGUCCUGGGAGCCUGGGAGCGCGUCGUGGGGCUGCGGGAUUCUGGAAGUGGAGUGCGAAGGGGUUUGCAGUGGACUUCUUGUCCCCGUGCGUUUCACUCGUGGGCUUUGUUUCUCCUUGUACGUUUGAUCUUCUACUGUUCUAUUUAUUUUAAGAGAUCACUAAGAUGUAAUAAAGUAAUGAACUAAUUUGCUUUCUGUUAGUCA
Molecule: messenger RNA, 6625 nt
Organism: Mustela lutreola (European mink)
Lineage: Eukaryota; Metazoa; Chordata; Mammalia; Carnivora; Mustelidae
Gene: CAMSAP1
Product: calmodulin regulated spectrin associated protein 1
Exons: 18
Coding region: 117-4910 (1597 amino acids)
Biological process (GO): neuron projection development; negative regulation of microtubule depolymerization; cytoplasmic microtubule organization
Cellular component (GO): microtubule minus-end
Molecular function (GO): microtubule minus-end binding; spectrin binding; calmodulin binding
Source: RefSeq, a predicted model, not a curated record